Messenger RNA from Closterium sp. Yama58-4, 696 nucleotides. NCBI's taxonomy places the organism in Eukaryota, Viridiplantae, Streptophyta, Zygnematophyceae, Desmidiales, Closteriaceae. The record is from the annotation of a GenBank genome assembly.
AUGCCACGCCAUGCUGCCGCGCUUUCUUUCAAUCCAAAUCACCCGCGCACCGCUGCGCCGCCCCGCCCGAGUCCACUUCCUUCCACUCUCCGUCAUGCACCCCGCUCUCGGCCCCCCCUCCCCGCCUUCUGCCAUUCCAUUCCGUUAUGCCUCUUGUUCCAAUCUCCGCCUCAUUCGAUACCAGAACUUCACAGUCAGUCGUCUCCGGCAAUCAUGCUGCCGUCCGUAGCCGUCGCGUUGGUGCUACUCGCCGCGUCGAUCCCGGCGUCGGACGCGCAAGUGCGGCCCGGCUGCAUCCGGAAGUACCAGUGCCCGCGUCGCGGCAGCAAUCAGUGCGGCCUCUACUACGUCUGUUCCGAAUCUGCGAAGCCCAAACCGCCCUACACCCUGCAGGCCUGUGACACAUGCGCUUUCCGAGACAACGUUAAGGCCUACGCUCAAGUCUGCAACUACGCGACAGGCCGAUGCAGCAAGAACGUUAUUGAUGGCAAGCCCUGUACGGCCGACGCACAAUGUGGCAAAACAGGAGAGUUCAAGUGCCUGGUGAACAAGAACAGCAAAGCCAACCCCAAGGCGAAGCGCUGCUGCAGAAGCAAAUGCCCUCCUGGCCUGUGCGGGUAUGGCAAGUCUCCUGCAACUUAUCUCAAUGCUUGUGGCACUAAAAUCACCUGUCCUGGAGUCUGCCCAAAGAAGUAG